AUGCUGUGCAUCAACUCCUACACGGGCCAGAUGGGGACGAUGCCUUGUAUCCUUAGCACUGUGCUAGAGACAGUCCUCAUGGUAAGAUACACAUUUCUGAAGAGUUUAGGUCCGAAUUUCUGAAUAGUCUAGUUUUGGUCUCCAGUCUAGGUCUGAACCUCUGAAUAAUCUUGUUUGGGUUGGGUUACUUGAGUUGAUUUGUACAUUAUUGCCUUAAUAAUGUUUAUAAUUGGACUUUCUACUCUGCAUGAAUGUUGUCUGAAUUAACUCAAGUCUUCACACACAUACUGCUCCAUGUUGUUUGAGAGGAAGUUAUGGGUGAGAAGCUUUGUCAGAUGUUUAGUUUACUACUUUGUCCUAUUUGUGAAAUACCUGGAUGAAACUGUAUCUUCGUGGUGAAAUGUAAUUCAGAGCAACCAUAACACCAUCUCUUUCAAUUUAUUAAAUUUUUUUUAUUUGAUUUCAAUGUUUCUGUUUCCACAGAUGACAUUUUAGAUGAAUAAAAAUAGAGAGAGAAAGGGCUGAAGUUAAACAUUAAAUAGAUCUUCAUUAUCCUUACCCUUACUGUCAUUUUUUCACACUUUACUUUACUGUGCUUUGAGUUCUGUACUCUAUUUAUGACGUGCGUAUGUAAAGUGUCCUUGGACUUGAGAAAUGCCACACCUUAAGUUCCCUUGGGGAAAUAAUGUUAUUCUAUUCUAUUCUAAAGGUAUUCCAUGACUGAAUAGUAUGAUGGUUAUUUGUGGGGGCUUGCUGUGACCCUGUUCGUCCUUUCCUCCCCAGGUGGAGCAGAUCCUGUCGGAGUUCAGGCUGAAGAAGGAGCAGUUGAAGGAGGUAAUGAAGAGGAUGAUGAGGGAGAUGGACCGGGGACUGCGCGUAGAGACGCACCAGGAGGCCAGUGUCAAAAUGCUGCCCACCUACGUCUGUUCUACCCCUGAGGGAUCAGGUAGAGGCAUAUACCUCAUUUAUUCAAUGCUUUCUUGUGAAAUAACAAUGUAAAUGCAUGAUAACUAGGCUAUUUGUACUAAAUGGGAAUUAAUGAGAGUGAUGGCACAUGAACGAACAUUACAUUUCUUAUUAGAUUUAUUUUAUAUUCAAUUUGUAGUGCCUUAAAAAAAAUAAGAUAUGCCACAAUGAGAUAGAAAAAUAUUAUUAUUCCAGAAACCCCUGCUGUGUGUGUGUGUGUGUGUGAUCUUAUAUGACACCCUUCUGUGUGUUGCGCUUUGUCAGAGGUUGGUGAUUUCCUGGCCCUGGACCUGGGGGGGACUAACUUCCGUGUGAUGUUGGUGAAGGUGGGGGAGGAUGAGGAGAGGGGAUGGAAGGUGGAGACCAAACACCAGAUGUACUCCAUCCCAGAGGACGCCAUGACAGGCACGGCUGAGAUGGUGAGAGUGCAGUGUACUUAGAAGGGUUCACUCAGAACUGCACUGUGUUGACUAGUGUAAUCAGUGUCUCCCAUAAAUCAUCAUGCCUCACCAUCCUCUCUCUCCCUUUCUCCUUUUCCCUCCAUCCCCUCUCUUCUCAGCUCUUUGACUACAUUGCAGAGUGUAUAUCAGACUUCCUGAACAGACAACACAUCAAGCACAAGAAGCUUCCUCUGGGUUUCACAUUCUCCUUUCCUGUACGACACGAGAACAUAGACAAGGUUUGAGAUGGACUAAGUACAAGACCUGCCCAGUGUUAGAGACUUCAGAUUAGAGAUUUGACCUGCGAGUGACUAUCUGAGUAUCUGAGUUAGUGUCUGAGCCCUGCUACCAACCCUAACCCUCUGUGUUCCUCCCAGGGCAUCCUACUGAACUGGACCAAAGGGUUCAAGGCGUCUGGAGCAGAGGGUAACAACGUGGUGGGACUACUGAGAGAUGCCAUCAAGAGGAGAGGGGUAGGAUUGUCACUUCAGGAUUAGUAUUCUAUGUUUCUGAUACAUAGAAUAAUAUAUAUGUUGUGAUAGAUAUGCUAUGAUACAUUUGUAAAACAUGCGUAGGAGAUUCAUGCAAAUAGAGCCGUACUGAAAUGUUCCUUUACUCUUCAGGACUUUGAGAUGGACGUUGUUGCCAUGGUGAACGAUACAGUUGCUACCAUGAUAUCCUGUUACUAUGAGGACCGCAGCUGUGAAGUGGGAAUGAUUGUGGGUAAGGACGCACACACACGCACACACACAUCCACUUAUCUCCUGUUACCUACCAUCUCUCUACCUCUCUUUAAAGCCAACUAUGUUGGUAUUUGUCUGUAAUACGACACACAAAUCAAAUGUAAUAUGACCAUUGUCCUGUCCCCAGGUACUGGGUGUAACGCUUGUUACAUGGAGGAGAUGCGGACAGUGGAGCUGGUGGAGGGGGAAGAGGGGAGGAUGUGUGUGAACACAGAGUGGGGGGCCUUCGGAGCCAACGGAGAGCUGGAGGAGUUUAGACUGGAGUACGACAGGGUGGUGGAUGAGACAUCACUCAACCCUGGACAACAACUGUGAGUUCUGGGCCUUACUCUGUCUAUCUCAGCACAAUGACCUAAUUAGGGCUUCCUAAGUUUAGGGGGUGUUACAUUCUCCACUGGUGAUAAAACUCACAUGACUGUAAGUCGCUUUGGAUAAAAGCGUCUGCUAAAUGGCAUAUUAUUAUUAUUAUUAUUAUUAUCGUUCUAUUUGUGGUAGUACCUAGUUUCUCUUGUGCAGUAUUGGCUGCAUGUGUAUCCAGACAUGUAUAAAUGUGUCCAUUCUUAGAAGCUCAAAGUAUGUGAGAGUCUGGAGAGUUUCUGAAAGAGCUGUACUUUCUAUGACACAAUGCACAUUACAUUUUAGUCAUUUAGCAGAUGCUCUUAUCCAGAGCGACCUACAGUUAGUGAGUGCAUACAUUUUCAUACUGGCCCCCCGUGGGAAACAAACCCACAACCUUGGCGUUGCAAGCGCCAUGCUCUACCAACUGAGCUAUAUGCAGCCUGAGGAUGAGCACAGGUGGAAACGUGCCUCUCUCUCUCUCUCUCUCUCUCUCUCUCUCUCUCUCUCUCUCUCUCUCUCUCUCUCUCUCUCUCUCUCUCUCUCUCUCUCUCUCUCUCUCUCGUUCUCUCUCUCACCUGUCUACCACACUGAGGAUGAGCACAGGUGGAAACGUGCCUCUCUCUCUCUCUCUCUCUCUCUCUCUCUCUCUCUCUCUCUCUCUCUCUCUCUCUCUCUCUCUCUCUCUCGUUCUCUCUCUCACCUGUCUACGACACUCACCUGACACUAACCUGCAGCCUAUAUGUGGUCACUAGGUAACUCCCUUGUUUUCCAAGCCGUGGCUAGUGGCAUCCCAGUCUCUAUACACCAGGGUCAGAUUAAUGAGCUCCUGUCCAGCGCUAGCUAAUGUCAGCCAGGCUAAUGGCUGUUUACCGUCUGCUCUGACAGCCCCUUCACACAGGCAACCGCUGAGCUGAGCCUCACUCACCCUAGCACUUUAUCUCUCUCUCCGCUCCACAGCGACAGCGAGACGGAGAGAUUGCUCUCCUGCUUUUCAAUCUCUCUCUUUCUUGUUUCUCCCCGGCCUAGCUGGGAAAUGAUGAUGAUAGGGAUGUCGUUUCACGUGUUGUGUGACGCAUAACUCUUUUUCUCUCUUUCUCCAUCCACAUGCUCUGCCCCGCUGCCUCCCUCAACUCUCCCUUCUCCCUCCCUCUCUCUACCUUCCUCUCCCCCCUCCCCUCCAUCGCUCUGUAGCUAUGAGAAGUUGAUCAGUGGGAAGUACAUGGGAGAGCUGGUGAGGCUGGUAUUGUUGAAGCUGGUGAACGAGGAGCUGCUGUUUAACGGAGAGGCCUCUGACCUACUGAAGACUCGUGGCAGCUUUGAGACACGCUACGUCUCCCAGAUAGAGAGGUGAGGGGUCAUAACACAACAAUGAAAUUAGAAUUACAACUGCCAACACUAUUACAAUGACAUCAACACAGUUACAACUCUUUGUGUCAGUGACUGUCUUCUGUCCGAGACAGUAAAGCUUCCCUCAGUAAGUCUUAAGUGUGUGUUCUCUCCCUGUGUGUUCCUCAGUGACUCUGGAGACAGGAAGCAGAUCUACAACAUCCUGUCUACACUGGGCGUGUUGCCGUCGGAGCUGGACUGUGACAUAGUGCGUCUAGCUUGUGAGAGCGUGUCCACGCGGGCAGCACACAUGUGUGGGGCAGGGUUAGCCGGUGUCAUCAACCGCAUGAGAGAACGCCGCAGCCAGGAGGUGCUGAAGAUCACUGUGGGCAUCGACGGCUCCGUCUACAAACUCCACCCCUGGUGAGGAGGGGGGAGGAGUCACCAAGUCUAUAACAUACAAAUAAUGUUAGUCAUAUCUAGUGACAAUGUCAUGCUUUUUAUUCUAACCCUGAUAUUAAUCUCCCUCCACAGUUUCCAGGACAGGUUCCACAAAGUUGUACGGGAGCUGACGCCUCACUGUGACAUCACCUUCAUCCAAUCAGAAGAAGGGAGUGGCCGGGGGGCGGCACUUAUCUCGGCAGUAGCCUGUAAGAUGGCAGCGUGCAUGCUGACACCGUGAGAGUCUUAACAGCCUCCCAGCUCUGGCCUCCUCUUGAAGCUUUCACAGAGUAAAGCCUCACUCCUCAUUGGUGAGAGAUAUGUGUGUGAAUAACUCACUGUACAUAAAAAGAACCCCACCACACAGCACACACAACAUAGAAAACACAGAGACAGAUUAAAUCAGUACUUUUCCCUGUGAACAGUAUUAUACAGAUGUGUUUUUGAACCGAUGAGCCUCUGUAAAUUCGCUGCAGUCCCACAAUGCAUAGGUGGUAUGUCACAGCAAGUCCUGAACCCUUGUUUAAACAUGUUCUUAAGCUUCCACUGAUUGCAGGUGUUUGAAGCUUGAUUAAUACUGUAAUAUAAUGUUCAUGUGAAAAGGAUUGGCAUUGAUUUAUAACGUCAGUGUGUUUUUUUGUUUGAUGCUGUCUGUUUAAUCCAGAGAUGCUACCGUAUAUAACUUAAAACUAAAGGAUUGUCCGUUACAGAUGUAUUGCAGUGUAGUCUUUCACUUACUGUUCGUGGGAAAUUAAGUAUUUAUUUGGUAGUGUAUUUAUAAAAGCUAUGUAUCUGUGAUGAGCGUAAAGGUCUUAAUUCCUAAUAUGUAUAUCUAAGAACGAGAAUGUGCUUCGUAAUGUGAUUUUUUUGUUGUUG
Coregonus sp. 'balchen' is the source of this 5131-nucleotide messenger RNA. The record is from the annotation of a GenBank genome assembly. NCBI's taxonomy places the organism in Eukaryota, Metazoa, Chordata, Actinopteri, Salmoniformes, Salmonidae.